Molecule: messenger RNA, 1338 nt
Organism: Haliotis rufescens (red abalone)
Lineage: Eukaryota; Metazoa; Mollusca; Gastropoda; Lepetellida; Haliotidae
Product: leucine-rich repeat extensin-like protein 5
Exons: 3
Coding region: 1-1338 (445 amino acids)
Source: RefSeq, a predicted model, not a curated record
AUGACGACGACCGGCGUGGGACCUGAACUCCCCCCUCCUGCCCCAGUCUCCCCCCCUGCUCCAGACUCCCCUCCUGCCCCAGUUUCCCCCAUCCUGCCCAAGUCUCCCCCUCCUGCCCGAGUCUCCCCCCCUGCUCCAGACUCACCCCUCCUGCCCCAGACCCACCCCUCCUGCCCCAGUCUCCCCCUCCUGCCCGAGUCUUCCCCUCCUGUCCCAGUCUUCCAUUUCUGCCCCAGACUCACCGCUCCUGCCCCAGUCUUCCCCUCCUGCCCCAGACUCACCCCUCCUGCCCCAGACUCACCCCCUGCCCCAGACUCAACCCUCCUGCACCUGACCCACCCCUCCUGCCCCAGUCUUCCCCUCCUGCCCCAGUCUUCCCCUCCUGCCCCAGUCUUCCCCUCCUGCCCCAGACUCACCCUCCUGCCCCAGACUCACCCCCCUGCCCCAGACUCACCCCUCCUGCACCAAGUCUCACCCUCCUGUCCCAGUGUCCCCCUCCUGCCCCAGUCUCCCCCUCCUGCUCCAGUCUCCCCCCCCCUGCCCCAGUCUCCCCUCCUGCCCCAGUCUCCCCCUCCUGCUCCAGUCUCCCCUCCUGCCCCAGUCUCCCCCCCUGCCCAAGUCUUCCCCUCCUGCCCCAACUCACCCCUCCUGCCCCAGUCUCCCCCCUCCUGCCCCAGACUCACCCCUCCUGAUCAAGUCCCCCCUCCUGCCCCAGACUCACCCCUCUUGCCUCAUUCUCCCCCCUCCUGCCCCGGACUCACCCCUCCUGAUCAAGUCUCCCCUCCUGCCCCAGACUCCCCCCUCCUGUCCCAGACUCACCCCUCCUGUCCCAGACUCACCCCUCCUGAUCAAGUCCCCCCUCCUGCCCCAGACUCACCCCUCCUGCCCCAGACUCACCCCUCCUGUCCUAGACUCCCCCCUCCUGCCCCAGACUCACCCCUCCUGAUCAAGUCCCCCCUCCUGCCCCAGACUCACCCCUCUUGCCUCAUUCUCCCCCCUCCUGCCCCAGACUCACCCCUCCUGAUCAAGUCUCCCCUCCUGCCCCAGACUCACCCCUCCUGUCCCAGUCUCCCCCCUCCUGCCCCAGACUCCCACCUCCUGCCCCAGACUCACCCCUCCUGCCCCAGUCUCCCCCCUCCUGCCCCAGACUCACCCCUCCUGAUCAAGUCCCCCCUCCUGCCCCAGACUCACCCCUCUUGCCUCAUUCUCCCCCCUCCUGCCCCAGACUCACCCCUCCUGAUCAAGUCUCCCCUCCUGCCCCAGACUCCCCCCUCCUGUCCCAGACUCACCCCUCCUGCCCCAGUCUCCCCCCUCCUGCCCCAGACUCACCCCUCCUGA